AUAUUUUUUACCUGUAUUUAUAAGAACGGCCGAAUCUACCGGAAAAUGCGCUUUCAUCUGACCACCCCCGCGACAUCAAACAGCGAUGGGGAGUGGGAGUUGUAGCUGAUUUUGACUUCAAUUUGCUUUUUUUGGAGGGACAACGACCCCGCAUAUCUGCCCCACAUCAUUAUUCGCCGACCACGCUUUCAUCCCACCCUUCACCCCACGGUCUAGCCUGACGUCGUCCGUCUCCUAUGCCACCUCACACAUCGUCAACAAUUGUACAUUAUUUCAGCUCCUCGGAUCGGUCCCCUCACCCGAGACGUUUAUAAUAGUUCCCUACGGACACAAUUGAUUCACUCGCCACUCAACCACCCUUACGUUUCCCGCCUGCAAGCAAAGAACGCGAUAUGGCGGACUCCCCGACCACGGACAAGAUCACAGACAAAAUCGCCGCACUUCGUCAAGAUGCCUCAUACUUCUCUCUCGAAUUCUUCCCACCCAAGACGGCGAUGGGGUCGACGAAUCUCCGGGCGCGUCUCGACCGCAUGUCCCGCGCGCUGCGACCCCUCUUCGUUACUGUGACGUGGGGGGCUGGGGGUUCUACAGCAUCGAGGUCUAUGGAGCUCGCUGAACUGUGCCAGCGCGACUUGGGACUCACAACAUGCUUGCAUUUGACGUGCACGAACAUGUCCAAGGCGCUCGUGGACGAUGCGCUGAAAGCAGCCAAGGAAGCUGGUAUUCAGAAUAUCUUGGCCUUGAGAGGGGACGAGCCCAGAGGCGAGUACAAGGAUGCGCUUGAGGAGGGGAAGGAGGGCGAGGACGAGUUUGUCUGGGCUAUUGAUUUGGUGAAAUAUAUUAGGAAGAAGUAUGGCGACUACUUCUGCGUGGGAGUUGCGGCGUAUCCAGAGGGACAUGCGGAUGGCAGCCACCCUACAGAACAGAGCUUAGAGCACGACUUGCCAUACUUGGUCGAUAAAGUACAAGCGGGCGCAGACUUUAUCAUGACACAGCUGUUUUAUGAUGUUGAUGCGUACGAUAACUUCGAGAAGGUUUUGAGGGACCACUCAAGUGGUGCUUUCAAGAGCAUCCCGAUUAUUCCCGGCUUGAUGCCAAUCCAGAGCUACCAAAUCCUUCGCCGAACAACGAAGCUGAGCAAUGCAAAGCUUCCAGAGAGCAUCAUAGAUAGAUUGGAUGCUGUGCGUACCGACGACGAGAUGGUUAAGAAAGUAGGCGUUGAUAUCCUCGCCGAAAUCGUCGAGUCCGUCAAGGCCACCAAACAACGCACGAAAGGUCCAAAGGGCUUCCACUUCUACACUCUGAACCUGGAGAAAGCUGUGGCUUUUAUUCUCGAGCGCGUGAACCUUAUCCCAUCGUUCACGCCUGUCCUCACCUCAGAUGCGUUCGCCGUUGAUGACAUCACCGACACCAUCCCUCUGCCGCAAUUAUUGAUUAAUGGAGAAAGAAAGAACAGGAGACAAUCAAGUGUUGGUUCCGGCCCGCAUAAUUUCGUCAUCAUUGACAGGGAAGAGGCAUCCGGGUUCGAGACUACAGGAGCUGAGGCUGCAGUUCCGAAGGAUGGCGUCAACACACGUGCCAACACCCUCGCAAUUUCAGAAGGCGAGGGAGCGCUUGGUAGAGAAGCAACCUGGGACGACUUCCCUAACGGCCGCUGGGGUGACGCUCGCUCCCCCGCAUACGGUGAAAUCGACGGCUACGGGCCUACCCUACACACCUCACCCGCCGAAGCCCUCGCUCUAUGGAACCACCCCACCUCGCGCCCUGACAUAACCUCCAUCUUCGUGCAGUACCUUAACGGAACCCUCUCCGCCCUUCCCUGGAGCGACGAGCCCAUCGCCGCCGAGGCCAACCUCAUCAAGGACGAGCUCGUCAAGCUCAACCAGAAGGGCUGGUGGACCAUCGCCUCUCAACCCGCCGUUAACGGCGCGCGCAGCCAGGACGAAGUCGUUGGCUGGGGACCAAAGGGAGGCUGGGUAUUCCAGAAGGCGUUUGUCGAGCUCUUCGUGCCGACCUCGGACUGGGCGCGCUUGAAGCCUCUGUUGGAAGGCAACGGGGAAGUCAGCUUCCUGGCACAGAGCGCUUCGGGCGAGUUCUUGAAGUCGAAGUUGGACCUCGGCCCUGGUGAGGAAGGGUCUGAAACUAACGCAGUGACGUGGGGUGUGUUCCCUGGCAAAGAGAUUGUGAGCCCGACUAUUGUGGAGGAGGUCAGCUUCCGCGCGUGGGCAGAGGAGGCGUGGCAGAUGUGGGAGGAGUGGGCUGCGGUGUUUGGGAAGAGUGGAGAGGAGAGCCGGAGGUUUUUGGAUGGGGUGGCUAAGGAUGGGUGGUUGGUUAACGUGAUCUGGCAUGAUUUCGUGGGGAUGUGUAAAGCUAAGGAAGGGAGAUCUGAGGAGGAGGGGUACAAGGGGCUUUGGGAUGUUUUAAUUGAGGCAUAAAUAGGAAGGGACGGUGGUGGUAAUCGUGGGGAGGAAGGUGGCUCAACUCCACUAGCUGAGAGCAGCUGAAUGAUCCAAGAUGCUGCCGGUCAGGCUGGAGCAAUGGUUAGAAGGCAUAUCUGGAGAUUGCCGCGACGUAGGAUAAGUUCUGGCCAUUGAGCCUUUAGCGUUGCAUCAACCGGACGUUAGGACGUUGAAUUUAUGAUAUUUGAAUG
Messenger RNA from Pseudogymnoascus verrucosus, 2650 nucleotides. RefSeq lists its product as uncharacterized. The record is from RefSeq and is a predicted model, not a curated record. Gene Ontology annotation, cellular component: cytosol. The transcript has 2 exons. Bases 393 to 2435 code for a protein of 680 amino acids. Gene Ontology annotation, biological process: tetrahydrofolate interconversion. Gene Ontology annotation, molecular function: FAD binding; methylenetetrahydrofolate reductase [NAD(P)H] activity. Lineage: Eukaryota; Fungi; Ascomycota; Leotiomycetes; Thelebolales; Thelebolaceae.